Molecule: messenger RNA, 3402 nt
Organism: Nematolebias whitei (Rio pearlfish)
Lineage: Eukaryota; Metazoa; Chordata; Actinopteri; Cyprinodontiformes; Rivulidae
Gene: hapstr1a
Product: chromosome 15 C16orf72 homolog
Exons: 5
Coding region: 194-1060 (288 amino acids)
Source: RefSeq, a predicted model, not a curated record
AACUAGGACAAAAUAUUUCGCUAGCUUUAUCUGCUCUGCCAGUAGGGAGAGGUUGCGACGCAGUAUUCGUAGGAAGAAAAAGCUGAAAAUUUAACAGUAUUUAUGACUUUACACGUAUAAUUCUUCACAAGAUGUCAAUAUAAACACAUUUGAAAUAUUAGAAGUUAUUUUCCCUCGAGUUUUGGUGCAUUAAAUGGAGGAUAAGAAGGAAGACGGAGAGUCGGAAAUACAGGAACACGGACCGGAGCACUGGUUCUCAAAAUGGGAGCGGCAGUGUUUGGCCGAAGCGGAGCAGAUGGAGCCAGGCGAAGAGGAGCCCGACAACGAUCAGGAUAAGCUGUGGCAUCUUUUCCAGAACUCCGCCACAGCCGUGGCACAGUUAUACAAAGACCGGGUAUGCCACCAGCAGGGCCUGUCACUGUGGGUGCCAUUUCAGAACGCUGCUACAGCUGUGACAAACCUUUACAAAGAGAGUGUGGAAGCCCAUCAGAGAAGUUUUGAUCGAGGCAUCCAGAUAGGUCACCAACGUCGGAACAAGGACAUGCUUGCCUGGGUGAAAAAGCGCAGAAGAACCAUCCGUAGGGAGGAUCUCAUCAGCUUUCUGUGCGGCAAAGCACCACCACACAGAAGUAGCAGGACCAGCUCUCGGUUGGCCAUGGUGGCCCCCAGCCGGGCCAAUUCCCCAGCUGAGACUGGCUCAUCUGUGGAAACAGACCUUCAACCCUUCAGGGAGGCCAUAGCACUGCACGGUCUGAGUGGCGCCAUGGCGAGUAUCAGUGUGCGCUCCGGCGCUCCCAGUUCUCCAACGCACGUGAGCGGGAGCGGCAGCAGCAACACGGGUGGAGGUAGUUCGUCUGGCUCCGGACCCGUGUGCCGCAGCAGGCGUAACGGGCUCCAAGAUGUCGACCUGAACACUUUUAUCUCCGAGGAGAUGGCGCGACAUCUGGACCCCACGGGCUCUGCCUCCGCUGGAGGGGGAGGGACCAGGAAACGAAAUUCCACCCAAUGUACUGAUGUCAUCACGGACUCCCCCACGCACAAACGCAACAGGAUGAUCUGAUGUGAAGGUGGGAGGAGGGCGACGGGUGGAAGUACUGAUGCGUCGAUGCACCUACAGACCAUCAGGCGCACGGGCUGUAGUCGAAGUGUCACGGCUCUCAUGGAUGCUAUCUUUGUCUCCUUUAACACUAUACGUACAAAUCACUGAUCUACAAUCAGAAGUGUGUGUUUGCGUGCGCGCGCGUGUGUGAGAGAGAGCUAGAUGAAAGUCAACUUCACGCUUUUCUGGCCUAUGAAGGAGACGAUGAAGAGGUCUCUAAUCAGUUCUUGGAUCGAACACUUUUCAGGAGGUGGAAGAGCACCCUGACACAUCGGUGCCCUUCCUCUCCCUUACCGUCACUCAUCCUCACCCAUCACCUUAAUAAGGAAGUGAGGGCCAUGAUCAAACAGCUUCCCUCAGCAGAUGGACUUUUGUUUGUUGGACCUAACUUUGUCAAAGGCUCGGCCCUUCAUCAAGCAAACCAGCUUUGUUUUCUGUUACAUCAUCAUCACAGCUCUUGAAGGUGGAGCUGGUUCACCUGGUGUGGUGUCACCCAGCUAACCAGCUACAUAUCUGUCUGCUGGGGGCGGGGGGCGCUGAACCACCAGGAACAGCUUCUUAAUGUUUGGACGUUCAGGCCAGAUUCUCUGCUCACUGCUCGGCUUCAGACGUUCUCCAACUCAUCCACCAGUGUUAAACUUGUAGGCAGGCUGUUUGCAGCAGCUCUAGCUCCACAAGGAUUUUUCACUUUGCAUUUUUUGUUUUUGUUUCAAGACAACAGGAAGUUUUUGUGUGUACAUCUGCUCAAACGGGCCACGUGCUGACUGAUGCCCUCCCCUCCCUGCGUCUUCUCACGAAAGCAGCUUCUGUUUUUAUAUGCUCGUGCGAUGAUUCUGAUGAGUUGCAAUAAGUAUUUUUAUUUUAUUUUUUUUUGCACUUAGCUUCCACCUUUAACUCGUGUAAACAAAUCGACUCUUCCAUCGUAUUCAGCUCGUCCAGGCCCGCUUGUGUUUAGGUGCUUUUAAAAAAAGACGACCCCUCUCAGCAACCUCUUCAACAGUAUUUGUUCACCGCUGUGGAGCGUUUUCUGUUCAGUGCUCCAUUUAAAUUCAGAGUCCUUAAUUUUAUUUGACAAAAGAUUUAAUUUAUUGGGAAAUGAUCGGUGCUCCAAGGAAGUUGUAAAUUAAAAAAAGUUAUAUGGGCAUGUGUUAAGACCAAACAGAAGAUAAUCUUAAAGGGACGUGUGCAUUAAAAGAAAAAGAAAAAACUUAGGAAGCUUUCAUUUUUUUGGUGUAGAUUGAUGAAUUUGGGGAAGUAAUUUAAUUUAUAAGUUGUUGGAGACAAAGCUCACUGCCACAUGAGUCUGUAAAUUUAGGCACAAAGUACUUGAACUGAUUAGUUUUUAUUUAAUUUUGUGGGGCUCCAAAAGAUCAGAGCUAAACUGGAACUUGUUUGAACACUUGAUGGUAAAAGAUUUUAAAUCUUCGAGUUUAGAUAAUAAAUUUAAUAAUCCCACCUGCAGUAGGAAGUUUUCUGUUGAAGCCAUUGAAUCAGACUUUUGAUUUAUAAAUGUUUAUUAUUAUUCCCCAUUUGUUGAUCUGUUUGUGCCACUAAACAUUUUUUUUUGGCCUCAAAAGUUUGUAUCAAGUUGUAUAAAGCCUGUCAGCUUUACUCCGCUGUUACAGUUUGGUCACUAAUUUCAUACUUUGCAUUUUAAGCUUUUAUACUUGUACACAAACGUAGAGAUUUGUCAGUAAAUCAAAAAGUACUGGUAGUUGUGCACCUGAAGCUUCAGAACCAACAGAAUAAGUCCAGAUUAACGUUCGCGGCAAAAUGAAAGAUGUGUAAGAAUUAUUUCAUGUUUCUGGAUUACUAUGAAAAAUGUUGCAUUUCAAGCCAGAUUUUACUGUGUACUCAUUACAAAAUACUUCACAGGAAAACGAAAGGAAGCCAGUGGAUUAGUAAGACGCUUUUUAUAAUUCAGUAAAGUGUUUUUGCUCAACAAAAUGGAAGCGGUGACCGCUCUGUUGUCGUUUACAGCGAGGUCACGUUCUGACCGCAUAUAGAAAGAAGUUUGAGCAGUCACACAUGACUGGUCCAAACUCCUGUCCUGUCUGCAGCCAGUGCCCCAAACUGGUUAGUGUGGUCACAGAGAAGGUGGCACUUUUUGUUUAGUUUUUCCAUCCCUUAGCCAGUCAGAGUGUUCGUCUAUAUGAUUUCAAAAAGGCCGACUCAUGCCACACGUCUCUGGAGCCAACUGAUCCUUUGUCAAACAAAACCAUAAAUGGCUAAUUAUAACCUUAACAGAUGAUUGUUGGUAUAAUAUAUGUGGUUCACAUUGUAAAAUAAAUAAAACCUUGAGU